AUGAAGAACAUCUAUUGGCCAUUCUUUGUGCCCAACGCCGGUUGUUUCCGCGCGCCCUCCCCAAACCCGCACACCCAUUUUCCCCACGCAUGCCAUCGCCGGCGCCGCGGCAUUCCCUUCACCUGCCCCACCGGACCGCCGCGCUGCCACGGCAGCGCCGACGGCCUCAUGACACACCCUGCCCGGCGACCCACGACCUCCACGGAGACCGUCGAGAUCGCCUUCCUCGGCGCCACCUGCAUCCCCCACCCGCAGUCGACUCCGGCCACCCCGCUGCCGGAGAUCCCCUUCCUGCACGCGUCAACGCUGCCCCCGCCUCCUCCGCCGGCGCCGGUGCCGGUGCCGCUGAAGCAGAAGCACGGCAGCGGCAAGCAUCGGUCGCGGCCGGGGCGCCUCAUGCGGUCGGUGCGCGCGGCGUUCCGGUCGUUCCCGGUCAUCCAGGCGCCGUCCUGCCGCGGCAUGCCGUCGCUGAACCACCUCCCGGGGCUGCACGGCGCCGGCGGAGUCCGGAGCCACUUCCACGGCGCGACGCACGCCACGGGGACGCUGUACGGCCACCGGCGGGCGCGCAUCACCAUCGCGCUGCACGAGAGCCCCGGCGCCCCGCCGUGCGUGCUGCUGGACAUGGGCGUGCCCACGGCCAAGUUCAUCCAGGACGUGAGCGCGGCGGGGAUGGUGCGCGUCACGCUCGAGUGCGAGAAGCAGCAGCAGCAGCAGCAGCAGCACGCGGCGGCGGGGUCGUCGGUGCGGCUGCUGGACGAGCCGGUCUGGACGGCCGAGGUGAACGGCGAGAGCGUCGGGUACGCGUCGCGGCGGGAGGCGACGGAGCGGGACGAGUGCGUCAUGCGGCUGCUCCACUCCACGUCCAUGGGCGCCGGCGUGUUGCCGGCCGAUAUGUCCCACCCGUUCGACGGCGAGCUCACCUACAUGCGCGCGCAUUUCGACCGCCUCGUUGGUUCCAAGGACUCCGAGACGUACUACAUGCACAACCCCGAGGGCGGCGCCACCGGGCCGGAGCUCACAAUCUUCUUCAUUAGGACUUAGAGUCAAAUUAAACCAGCAGUAUGCCAAUAUAUAUUGGCAGGAACGUGUCUGUAUAUAUCACUUGUUAUCGUCAUUGGAUUAGCCCAGGUUUCUUUAUCUUUAUUUCUAUACCUAUCUAUAAAGAGGGAAAAUUUCAGUCUGCCCUAAAA
This is a messenger RNA of Sorghum bicolor (sorghum), 1193 nucleotides long. RefSeq names its product protein MIZU-KUSSEI 1. NCBI's taxonomy places the organism in Eukaryota, Viridiplantae, Streptophyta, Magnoliopsida, Poales, Poaceae. The transcript is spliced from 2 exons. The record is from RefSeq and is a predicted model, not a curated record. Bases 1 to 1044 code for a protein of 347 amino acids. Gene Ontology annotation, biological process: hydrotropism.